CUAGUCAGUUGCGAUCCGUCGCUCGUGGAGUUUGGACCGACUUUCUGCAAAAGUCUCGUGGUGUCUUGCGAACCGUGCGGGCCUUUGCCGGGUUUAGGAUCCGUGGGCUGUUUAAUCGGAACACGCCACAGCGCGGUGACACGUACGGAGAGCGGGAUGAAAAGCGAACCCAAACCUGAGUGGGUGAAAAUUAGCGUGUGACAAGACAAGCAGAAAACUUGAUUAGAGUGGAGCCCGCGAAUUAAAUUUAUGGGUGAAACCCGCGCUGGAGUGGCUUUUAAUUGAAUGGGUUGAACCAUUUCCCAAAAGUGAGUGAAAACAAAACACAAACAAUCGAGAAAAAUAACCGAGCAGAGGAAAAUCAAAACAGAUUCGUGGGAGAAAAAGUGUCGAAAUCAAACAAAGAGAGUAAAAGUAAAAAUUAAAAUCAAACAAAGUGAGGGAGAGCAACCGAAAAGAAAAACAAAACAAGAAGAAUCAACAAGUGAACAACAAAAGGAAAAUCAAAAUAAUAACUCAUCGACACAAUAAAAAAAUGGCAUUGAUGUGACAACGACAAUUGAAAAAUCAGAGUGAAAUAAAGGAAAAGCCACUCUGUGAGAAGAAAAACUGACCGGUCUUGGGACGACAGCUGGCGCAGCAAAAAACAUUAAAUAACACAGAAGAAAAAGAUAGCCGGAAUGGGUCUAUUUUUACUUUUUGCAGCGGCCGUGCUGUUUACUUUCACUGGAAAUGAAGUACACGGCGGCAACUUGGUCAAGCGAAGUCUGAAAAACACAGUUCCCUGCUUCGAGGAUGGACGAUUUUACAGGAAUCCGGAGCGGCCAAUUCACAAGAUGUGGACCAACACGGAGUGCGCCAAGUACUAUCUCUGUCUGGACGGCGAGGUGUUCGAGUUCAAGUGCUCGGUUGGGCUGCUGUUUGACGUGACCCGCCAGAUCUGCGACUUCAAGCAGAACGUGGACAACUGCGACAUCACCGCAGAGGCCCGCGUCCCCAAACCCCUGCUGGAUGCCGCCCAGUGCGAGGAGCGAUCGCAGCUCGGUUGCGGCGACGGCACCUGCCUUCCGAACGAGUACUUUUGCGACGGUUCCGUAGACUGCGCGGACGGUUCGGACGAGGGCUGGUGCGACGUCGAAAAUGACCCGAACGCAGCGGAUCCGUGCGAUUUGUCCGUGUGCGAACUUCCGGACUGUUUCUGCUCCAAGGAUGGAACCAUCAUUCCGUCCCGACUGGAGCGCACUCAAACGCCGCAGAUGAUCGUGCUGACCUUUGACGACGCGAUUAACUUCGAGAAUUGGGAGCUUUACACGCAGAAGAUCUUCACGCCGGGUCGGAAGAACCCGAACGGAUGUCCGAUCAGGGCCACGUUCUUCAUCUCGCAUCAGUACACGAAUUACGCCCACGUCCAGAAGAUGUGGAACGAUGGCCACGAGAUUGCGAUCCACUCGAUCACGCACCGAGGUCCGGAAGAGUGGUGGUCACGGAACGCAACCAUCGAGGACUGGUUCGACGAAAUGGUUGGCCAGGCGAACAUCAUCAACCGAUUCUCGAACGUGCGCAUGGAGGAACUGCGCGGGAUGCGGGUUCCGUUUCUGCGAGUCGGCUGGAACCGGCAGUUUCUCAUGAUGAAGGAGUUUGGCUUCGUGUACGACUCUUCGAUGGUGGCCCCACACUCGAAUCCGCCCCUUUGGCCGUACACGCUGGACUACAAGAUGCCACACGCGUGCAAUGGGAACAACCAGUUCUGUCCAUCGCGGAGCUAUCCGGGCAUCUGGGAGAUGGUGAUGAACCAGCUGGAGGCGGGCGAUUACACGUGCGGCAUGGUGGACACGUGCCCGCCGCACAUGAACGGUGACGACGUGUACAAAAUGUUUGUGCACAACUUCAAGCGGCACUACCACACGAACCGGGCCCCGUACGGGCUGUACUUCCACUCGACCUGGUUCCGCAAGCAGGAAUAUUUGGAUGCGUUUUUGCGCUUCCUGGACGACAUGCAGAAGCACCCGGACGUGUACUUUGUCACCAACUACCAGGCAGUGGAGUGGAUCCGCCAGCCCACCCCGCUCAACCAGCUGGGCCACUUUGAGCCGUGGCAGUGCGCACCCAAGCAGCUCGAUCCGAACGAGGUGGCGUGCAAUUUGCCGCGGACGUGCAAACUCCACAGCCGCGUGCUGCAGCAGGACCGGUAUCUGUUCACCUGCAACGAGUGUCCCGCCCAGUAUCCCUGGAUCCGGAACGAGUUCGGGUUGGAUUGA
Culex pipiens pallens (northern house mosquito) is the source of this 2258-nucleotide messenger RNA. RefSeq names its product chitin deacetylase 1 (gene ChLD3). Bases 681 to 2258 code for a protein of 525 amino acids. The record is from RefSeq and is a predicted model, not a curated record. Gene Ontology annotation, molecular function: chitin binding; hydrolase activity, acting on carbon-nitrogen (but not peptide) bonds; protein binding. Gene Ontology annotation, cellular component: extracellular region. Lineage: Eukaryota; Metazoa; Arthropoda; Insecta; Diptera; Culicidae. The transcript has 6 exons. Gene Ontology annotation, biological process: carbohydrate metabolic process.